Messenger RNA from Mustela lutreola (European mink), 2629 nucleotides. RefSeq names its product solute carrier family 10 member 6 (gene SLC10A6). NCBI's taxonomy places the organism in Eukaryota, Metazoa, Chordata, Mammalia, Carnivora, Mustelidae. The transcript has 6 exons. Gene Ontology annotation, biological process: bile acid and bile salt transport. Gene Ontology annotation, cellular component: membrane. The record is from RefSeq and is a predicted model, not a curated record. Bases 8 to 1141 code for a protein of 377 amino acids. Gene Ontology annotation, molecular function: bile acid:sodium symporter activity.
UGAAGAGAUGAGAGCCAACUGUUCCAGCAGCUCAGCCUGUGCUGCUAACAGUUCAGAGGAGGAGCUGCCGGUGGGACUGGAGGCACAUGGGAACCUCGAACUCGUUUUCACAGUGGUGUCCGCCGUGAUGAUGGGCCUGCUCAUGUUCUCCCUGGGAUGCUCUGUGGAGUUCCAGAAGCUCUGGGCACACAUCAGGAGACCCUGGGGCAUUGCUGUGGGACUCCUCUGCCAGUUUGGCCUCAUGCCUCUCACAGCCUAUCUUCUGGCCAUCAGUUUCUCUCUGAAGCCCGUCCAAGCUAUUGCCGUUCUCGUCAUGGGGUGCUGCCCUGGGGGAACCAUCUCUAACAUUUUCACCUUCUGGGUCGAAGGAGAUAUGGAUCUCAGCAUCACCAUGACAACCUGUUCCACAGUGGCCGCUCUGGGAAUGAUGCCGCUCUGCCUGUAUGUCUACACCUUGUCCUGGAAUCUUGAGCAAAAUCUUACCAUCCCGUAUCAGAACAUAGGAAUCACCCUUGUGUGCCUGACCAUCCCUGUGGCCUUCGGAAUCUAUGUGAAUUACAGGUGGCCUAAGCAAUCCAAAAUCAUUCUCAAGAUUGGGGCCAUUGUUGGUGGGGUCCUCCUUUUGGUGGUCGCAGUUGCUGGUGUGGUGUUGGCAAAAGGAUCUUGGAAUUCAGACAUCACUCUUCUGACCAUCAGUUUCAUCUUUCCUUUGAUUGGCCAUGUCACGGGCUUUCUGCUGGCACUUCUUACCCACCAGUCUUGGCAGAGGUGCAGGACGAUUUCCUUAGAAACUGGAGCUCAGAAUAUUCAGAUGUGCGUCACCAUGCUCCAGCUGUCUUUCACCACCAAGCAGUUGGUCCAGAUGCUUAGUUUCCCGUUGGCCUAUGGACUCUUCCAGCUAUUGGACGGAUUUCUCAUUGUUGCAGCAUACAAGAUGUACAAGAGGAGACUGAAGAGUGACCACAGAAAAAAGGACACAGGUUGUGCAGAAGGCUGCCACGAAAAGAAAUCUGCUUCUCUCAAAGAGACCAGUGCUUUCUUGGAGGCGAAUGAAGAAGUUGCCUUAACUCCGGGACCUUCGGUGCUGAUGGAUCUCCACACAGCUCUUGAGCCAUCGGGCCACAUCUCCUCUUGUACCUAGGAAGGGUUGCUGGCCUGCCUGGUCUCCGUCUUCCUCAGCGGCCAGUAAAGACAGUGCAGAGCUGAUGUGUGGAUCUCAUUGGCAGGGCCUGUAGGAAUAUUUGGAUAUUUAUAUUUUCAUGUGGUUUGUGAAUUGUUAUUGGAUCCAUUUUUGAAAAUGUAUUUCACUUACUUCAGGGAGUUUUUUUUGGGGGGGGGGGUGCUCAAUACAUCUACUAGGUGCUGUGUGUGUUCUUGUCUUCCCGUGCAGUGAAGAUUAAUCCCUGUUGUUAUGCGAAGUCGUUCUGGAUUAGAUGUCACCUCCCACUGCAUACAGCUCUCAUAAAAAAAUGUGGUCAUGUCAAAAACGGUUGUUAUUUUUUAAGGGCUUGGAAAUCUUUUUGGAUUAUAGAUGUAAUACAGUGUAGAGGGAAUUAAUGACCACUUGAGGUUAAAAUGUGAAUGCCCCAUAUUUUCACUCUCUAAUGAUAAGCACAUGUAUAGCCUUCUAAUUUUUGUUUGUUAUAUCAUUUUAAGAAACAUUGAGAUCAUUCUAUAUAUACUGUUUCAUAAGUCAUUUAAUGACAUAGUAUGGAGAAUCUUGUCAUGUCAGUUUUUGUUGAUCUACCUCAUUCUUUAGAACAGUGGCUUCACAGAAGUAUUCCACUGCAUAGAAGGACUGUAAUUUAUUAAGCCAUUCCUUAUUUGUGGACAUUUAGAUAGCUUUGAACUUAUUGGUAUUAUAAUGCUGCUGCAAAUACCCGAACUGUUGUGCAAGUAUUUUUAGAGGAUCACUUCCUACAACUUGAAAUGUCAGGCCAACCUCACAUUCAAAUGUUGGGCAGGCUGCUGUCCGAUGAUGUACAGCAGUGACCGAAUGGAGCUGGCUUCCCACAGCUGCACCAGUCUGAAGAAUGAUCAAUUCUGAUUUGUGAAAAUAUCUCAUUUAUUGCAUUUAAAAAAAUUAUGACUGAAGUAGAGUAUUUUUCAUGAUCACUUGCCUAUUCAUGUCCUUUGCUUGCCUUGCUAUUUGCUUUCCUUUUUGAUUGAUACAUUGUAACACAUGACAAAUAAUGACCCUUUGUCCUGUUUUGUCAACAUUUUACCUGCUUUCAAUCUUUUUUGUUUUCCUAUGUCUUUUGUCAUAUAGAAGCUUUGAAUUUUCUACAUAUUCAGCUUUAUUAGUCUUUUUAAAAAUGCUUUUUGACCUUGGUGCCUGUGAAAUGUUAGAAUGUUGAUGUUUUUGUGUGGAUUAUGAAUUGUGAAAGUAUUUCUUUUUGAGAAUGUAUUUGCAUGAAGUUCUGUUUGGGGGUUUGCUCAACAAAUUUAUCCUCUGCUGUGUGUACUGUCUGGCAUAGGCAAAACCCAUUCCCCUCUCUUCUUACAUUAUUAAAAAUAUUUCCCAUAUAUUUUCCUAUAACUUUUAUGAACGAAAUAUGUAAAUGGUUAUUCCAUUAUGCAUCUACAUUUUUGUGUGGUGUGUUAAGAAUCUAAUUUUUUAUGGCUAAUU